AUGAUUUCCAAGACUGCUCUUUUGUCCGUCCUCGCGGCAGGUGUGUCGGCUCAACAAGUCGGCACCUUGACCACGGAGACUCAUCCAGCAAUGCCCAUACAGUCCUGCUCGGCCGCGGGUUCCUGCAGCUCUCUCUCCACAACGGUGACCCUCGACGCCAACUGGCGAUGGCUUCACACGACAACGGGCUAUGACAACUGCUACACUGGUAACACCUGGAACACGACAUUGUGCCCAGACGGCGCAACCUGUGCGGCCAACUGCGCGCUGGACGGCGCCGACUACAGCAGCACCUAUGGAGUUACCGCAUCUGGUGGAGCUCUGACGCUCAAGUUUGUUACCCAGGGCAGCUACAGCACGAACAUUGGAUCGCGUCUGUAUUUGAUGGCUUCAGAGUCCAAGUACCAGAUGUUCAAGCUGCUUAACAAGGAGUUCACCUUCGACGUCGACGUGUCAAAGCUGCCAUGUGGCUUGAACGGCGCUCUCUAUCUGAUAGAGAUGGAUGAGGAUGGUGGCAUGGCCAAGUAUUCGACUAACAAGGCUGGUGCUAAGUACGGUACUGGGUACUGCGACACCCAGUGUCCGCAUGACAUCAAGUUCAUCAAUGGAGAGGCCAACUCCGAGGGCUGGGAGCCUAGCGACAACGACGUCAAUGCUGGCACGGGUACCUAUGGCUCCUGCUGCAACGAGAUGGAUAUCUGGGAGGCGAACAGCAUCUCCGCCGCCUACACUCCCCACGUCUGUUCUGUCGACGGCCAGGUGCGCUGCUCAGGCACCGACUGCGGCGACGGUGAUGAGCGAUACGAGGGUGUUUGCGAUAAGGAUGGCUGCGACUUCAACAGCUAUCGCAUGGGCGAUCAGUCCUUCUACGGCCCCAGCAUGACCGUCGACACCACCAAGAAGUUCACAGUCGUCACCCAAUUCGUCACCGACGACGGCACCGACUCUGGAACUCUCUCCGAGAUCCGCCGUCUCUACGUCCAGGACGGAACCGUCAUCAAGAACAGUGUCACCAAGGUCGACGGCAUCACCGAGACGGACAGCAUUACCGAUGCUUUCUGCAACGAGCAGAAGACCGCUUUCGGCGACACAAACUCCUUCGAGAACCUCGGCGGCAUGGCAGCCAUGGGCGGCGCUAUCGGCCGCGGCAUGGUCCUCGCGCUUUCCGUCUGGGACGACCACGCUGUCAACAUGCUCUGGCUCGAUUCUUCGUACCCGACUGAUAAGGACCCCUCCACGCCCGGUGUUGCCCGUGGCACUUGCCCUACGGAUUCGGGCGUCCCUACCGACGUUGAGGCCAACAGUCCGGACUCGCAGGUCAUUUACAGCAAUAUCAAGUUUGGCGCGAUUGAUUCGACGUACGCCGCUAGCUAG
This is a messenger RNA of Trematosphaeria pertusa, 1374 nucleotides long. RefSeq names its product glycoside hydrolase family 7 protein. The transcript is spliced from 2 exons. The record is from RefSeq and is a predicted model, not a curated record. NCBI's taxonomy places the organism in Eukaryota, Fungi, Ascomycota, Dothideomycetes, Pleosporales, Trematosphaeriaceae. Gene Ontology annotation, molecular function: hydrolase activity, hydrolyzing O-glycosyl compounds. Bases 1 to 1374 code for a protein of 457 amino acids. Gene Ontology annotation, biological process: carbohydrate metabolic process.